GAACGCCUGCAGGAUUAUGUUGGGAAAGAGGAGGAUUUCUCUGACCAGCAGCUCUAUGAAAAAAAGAGGAAAUCCAGUUUGGACCAAGAGGAACCAGAAGCUCUGCAGAUAAAAGAAGAGCAGAAAGAACCAGAACAUCCCUGGACAAAAGAGGAAACUGUGGAGGUCCCCAUUAGUGAGCAUGAAGAGCAGCUUGUUCUGAAGCACGAGACUGAAGACACAGGAGAGAAUUAUUUCCCAUGUUUAAAAUGUGGAGAAAACUUUCUGAAAAAAGAACAUUUAAUGGUUCAUAUGAGAACUCACACAGGUCAGAAGAUUUAUGAAUGUCUUUCCUGUGGAAAAAUGUUCAGAAAGAAAUCUAGUCUUGAUAAACACAUCAGAAUUCACACAGGUGAGAAGCCUUUUUCUUGUAUUGUUUGUAACAAGAAUUUUACUGAAAAAAGUAAUUUAACUACUCAUAUGAGAAUUCACACAGGUGAGAAGCCUUUUGAAUGUCUGUUCUGUGGAAAAAGCUUCACUCAGAAAUAUAAUCUUGAUACACACAGCAGAAUUCAUUCAGGUGAGAAACCAUUUUCCUGUACGAUUUGUAACAAGAAAUUUACCGAAAAAAUUAGUUUGACUUCUCACAUGAGAAUUCACACUGGUGAAAAGCCUUUUUCAUGUACGAUUUGUAACAAGAAUUUUUCUGUAAAAACUCAUUUGACUUAUCACAUGAGAAUUCACACAGGUGAAAAGCCUUUUGAGUGUCUAUCCUGUGGAAAAAGCUUCACUCAGAAGUAUUAUCUUGAUACACACACCAGAAUUCAUUCAGGUGAGAAGCCUUUUUCCUGUACUAUCUGUAACAAGAAUUUUACUGACAAAAGUAGUUUGACUAAACACAUCAGAAUUCACACUGGGGAGAAGCCUUUUUCCUGUACCAUUUGUAACACAAAUUUCACUGAAAAGGGUAGUUUGACUACUCACAUGAGAAUUCACAAUGGUGAGAAGCCUUUUUCUUGUACGAUUUGUAACAAGAAUUUUACUGAAAAAGGUAGUUUGACUUCUCACAUGCGAAUACACACUGGUGAGAAACCUUUUUCUUGUACGAUUUGUAACAAGAAUUUUACUGUAAAAAGUAGUUUGAUUUCUCACAUGAGAAUUCACACUGGUGAGAAACCUUUUUCCUGUACCAUUUGUAACAAGAAUUUUACUCAAAUAGGUCAUUUGACUAGACACAUGAGAAGUCAUGCAGGUGAUAAGCUGUUCUCCUGAAAUAUUUUUUUAACAAAGGUUUUAAAUGAGAAGGUAAUUUGACUAUUCAGAUAACAUUUAUUCAUGCAGGA
Messenger RNA from Cyprinodon variegatus (sheepshead minnow), 1322 nucleotides. RefSeq names its product gastrula zinc finger protein XlCGF8.2DB-like. The record is from RefSeq and is a predicted model, not a curated record. Gene Ontology annotation, biological process: regulation of transcription by RNA polymerase II. The transcript has a single exon. Gene Ontology annotation, cellular component: nucleus. Gene Ontology annotation, molecular function: RNA polymerase II cis-regulatory region sequence-specific DNA binding; DNA-binding transcription factor activity, RNA polymerase II-specific. NCBI's taxonomy places the organism in Eukaryota, Metazoa, Chordata, Actinopteri, Cyprinodontiformes, Cyprinodontidae. The coding region runs from base 283 to 1251 and encodes 322 amino acids.